AUGCGCUCCGACUCUUUCGAUCUCACCCCUUUGGCGCCUCGCGAACGUUGCACUCCUCUAUCAGUCGCUGCUCAUACACUAUACGAGAAAACGCGUCCCGACCGUCUGCCGGGGCCCGGAGGUGUCCUUUGUCUGGACCAUGCCUCUUACGAGCAGCUGACCGAGAAGACGGUCCGUGUUCGUGGCGCUGAAUUCUGCCCGACUCCGGUUUAUCAGGUCAAGCUGGAAGGAGUCGAAAAACUCGGAUACCGGACAAUCUUUAUUGGAGGGAUUCGAGACCCGAUUUUGAUCGGUCAAAUCGAUUCUUUUCUGGCCGACGUGCGCGCGUAUACUCGGAACCUGUUCCCCCAGCUCGAUCAGUCGCCGCAGUGCCAGCUGAUCUUUCACUUCUAUGGCCGUGAUGGCGUGAUGGGACCUAUCGAGCCCGCGGCGGUCGCGGGCCAUGAAUUGGGUAUCUUGGGCGAAGUGGUGGCCCCGUCCCAGGAACUUUCCUACACCAUCGCCAACAAUGCCCGUGCCUCUAUCCUUCACAUGCCCUACAAGAACCAGGUUGCGACCACAGGAAACUUUGCUUCCCCUCUCUCGCCACAUGAAACCAAUGCUGGCCCCGUGUUUCGCUUCAAUGUCUAUCACCUGGUCGACUUGAAGCCGGGCGAAGAGACGAACCUGUUCCCCGUGGAGCUGAGGACUAUUGACAGUGCCCCGACUGCCCCAAAACCCGUGUGCCCCGGUCUGACCGACGGUGACUGGGAAAGACUCGCGGCCGAGCCAUUGGAGCCCUUAGCCUCCAAACCCAUCCCCAACCGUACCUGCCAGAUGCUGGACAUCGCCAAAAUUAUCCGUUCCAAGAACUCCGGACCGUUCGAGUUGACAUUCGACAUCAUGUUUGACACCAAAGAGGCGUAUGAACGGGUCAAAAACGCAAACGUCUUGACGAAUAGCCGGAUCAUGAGUUUGUAUCGCCUCCAAGAAGAAGACAUUAUUACCAACAUGUUCUUCGAGCCUGCUCUCGCCUGGAAAUGUACCAUUCGCCGCCCCUGGGAGCAGGGAACCGUAGGGGAGAGAGACACCCUGGGAACGCAGCAACAUGGGCCCUUGCUGACCAUCACCGUUCCUGGGGACGAGGAGGCACCCUUUGCAGACCGCUCUCAUUUUUCGGCCAGGGAUAGUGUCAACUACCUAUGGAACACUCUCGGCCUCCCAGCGGGUGUCCCAAACGACCGGCUUCAGCUGCCCGGACAAGGUCUAGGCCUUCCCUCAUCCUUCAAAGUUGCCCACCUCGCUCAGGCCUCUAUUGGGCUCUCCGCCCUACUUGCCGCCCAGAUAUACGCCCUUCGCAGCGGCUCCGCCGUCCCCGCAGUCUCAGUUCCCCUGCAACAUGCGGCUAUCGAGUUCAAAUCUGAGCGCCUGUACACCCUAGACGGCAAGCCGGCACCGUCGCCCUGGGGCCCCAUCGGAGGACUCCACAAAACAGCUGAUGGCUACGUUCGCGUGCACGACUCGUUCCCCAACCACCGGAAUGGCGCAAAAGCCCUGGUUGGAUGCCCCCCAGAUGCUGACCGGGCGCAACUCGCAUCGCGGCUUGUAAGUUGGCGUUCGGUUGAUGUGGAGGCGGCCGCCUUCGACGCAAAGCUGGUCAUCUCCGCUCUGCGCAGCUACUCGGAAUGGGACGUGCUCCCGCAAGCCCGUGCCGUCAGCGACUUUCCAAUUACCCUACGGAAGCUGUGUGAUGGACCAGUCGGGCUCCCCGCGACCAUGACCUCUACGAGGCCGGACAAGUGUCUGAGGGGCCUCCGCGUACUGGAGCUCUCGCGUGUCAUCGCUGCCCCGCUAUCUGGCAAGACGUUGGCGGCGCACGGCGCUGACGUUCUCUGGGUCACCAGCCCCAACCUCCCCGAUCUUCCGACAAUGGACCGGGACUUUGGCCGUGGGAAGCGCACCAUCCAGCUAGAUCUGACCACUGAGGCGGAUCAGGCGGAGCUCGACCGGCUGCUGGUCGACGCCCAUGUGUUCACUCAAGGCUUUCGGCCCGGCGGCCUCGCGCAGCGAGGCUACUCCCCCGCGGCCCUUGCCCAACGCUUCCAAAACCGCAACAUCAUCUGCGCCAAUAUGUCCGCCUACGGACCUGAGGGCCCUUGGGCCAACAGGCGUGGCUUUGAUUCCCUCGUCCAGACCUGUUCCGGCAUGAAUGUCUCCGAAGCGGAGCACUUCGGCGCCGGCGAGGCCGCCCGACCCACCCCCUGCCAGGCUCUUGAUCACGCUGGUGGCUACUUCCUUGCCGCCGGUAUCCAGGCGGCCUUGUACAAGCAAGCUACCGUGGGCGGCUCUUGGCAAGUCGAUGUUUCCCUGGCCGGUGUCAUGAAGUACCUGCGCUCGCUCGGCCAGUUCGACGGCCGCUCUGGCUUUGAGACCGCAGACUACCAAUGCACCAACGAUGUUCCUCCACAGUUUCUCGAGACACGCGAGACCGCAUUCGGCCCCAUGGUGGCUGUACGCCAUUCUGCGGCUAUUGAUGGUGUCGCCGUAGGCUGGGACUUCAUGCCGAAGCCGUUGGGCUCGGAUGAGAAGAUGUGGAUCUGA
Molecule: messenger RNA, 2580 nt
Organism: Aspergillus luchuensis
Lineage: Eukaryota; Fungi; Ascomycota; Eurotiomycetes; Eurotiales; Aspergillaceae
Exons: 1
Coding region: 1-2580 (859 amino acids)
Molecular function (GO): catalytic activity
Source: RefSeq, a predicted model, not a curated record